This is a messenger RNA of Xyrichtys novacula (pearly razorfish), 6313 nucleotides long. The record is from the annotation of a GenBank genome assembly. Lineage: Eukaryota; Metazoa; Chordata; Actinopteri; Labriformes; Labridae.
GUUACGGUGUUUGGAGCGGGUGUUGCCUGUGGUGGAAAGUUUAAAAGAGAGUGUGUGUCCUGCUGUCCCUCAGCAGACGCAUCCAUCAACAUGAUCCCCAUUGUGCUGGCCUCAGUGCUCAUUGCUAGCGGUAAGAACAUCUGGCGUUCUCUAAUUCUGGAGGUAAUUGUUUGAAAGUUUGUGCUGGAGUGUGAGUAUGUGUGACACAGUGUAAUACUUCAUUGGAAAGAAAAAUGAGGCUGUUAGUGCUGUCACUCCCUAUCUCACCUCACUUAGACUCUUGUCUGUCUCCACUUUGUCCAGCCCUCGGGUGUGGCACCCCACCCAUCGAGCCCCUGUCUUCCCGUGUGGUCAACGGAGAAGAUGCCACUCCCAACAGCUGGCCCUGGCAGGUAUGCUAAUACUGAAUAUUCAUUUUUCUCACACGCCUUAUGAAUAAAGGGAUAUUCCGGCGUAAAAUUAAUUUAUGGUCAAACACACCGUAACACCGAGUUAGACAACCCGUCGAGAGAUAAAUGUUGCCGACCGCUUGCUACUCUAGUUAUACCAACUUUAGUAACGACCACUGGAUAGCAAUACACAGCGGUCUGAGAAGCCACAGACAAACGUCAACCAAAACGCCACAAAUAAUGCUCCCAAUGUGUGUCCUCCACUGGUGUAUGAUUGUGAGUGUUGUGUGGUGGUGGUGGUCGGAGAGGCCGUAGGCGCAAAAUGGCAGCCACGUUUCCGUCAGUCUACCCCAGGGCAGCUGUGACUACGUAGGUAGUUUACCACCACCAAAGUGUGACUGUGUGAGUGAGUGAAUGAGUGAUGCAUCUAUCCAAUGUAAAGCGCUUUGAGGGUCUCUGAUAAAGCGCUAUAUGAAAUAUGAUGCAUUAUUAUUAUUAUUAGAACAGCACCUAACUUCAUCAACAGUACAAAUACGGUCUUAGCCAAAGCACUAGCCACCAAACAUCUUUUUAACUUUGCCUAAUUUUUUUAGCAAAGACACGAAACACAACUUACCUUCUAGCAGCUGCUCGUUUGUAGCGAGACCUCCGGGCGAGUCCAUUACGGACUGCAGCGGGGUGACGCAGCUCAAGCAAGAACAUUUAUGAUCAUUACUUUAUCAUUUCAUUAAAGUAAUAAUCACAAUGUUAAUCAUUUUGCACUGCAGAUGCAGUAGUCCUUCUACCUUAGCAUCUUGGUCUGAUUGUAUUUCCAUGAAGAAAUGAUCAUAAAUGUUCUUCCUUGAGCUGCGUCUCCCAGCAGCAGUCCGUAAUGGACUAGCCCGAAGUCUCGCUACAAACAAGCGGCUACUGGAAGGGAGUGGGUGAGUUGUGUUUAGUCUCUUUGCUAAAGAAAUUAGGCAAAGUUAAGAAGAUGUUUGGUGGCUAGUGCGCUAUGUCUACUGAUGACAAGGUUAGGUGCUGCUCUGAGCAUUAUUUGAGUGGCGUUUUGGUUGAGGUUUGUUCAUGGCUCCUCAGACUGUGUAUUGCUAUUCUAUGGUCGUUACUAAAGUUGGUAUAACUAGAGAAGCAAGCAGUCGGCAACAUUCAUCCCUAGAGGGGGCGCCUAACUCAAUGUUGAGGUGUGUUUGACCCUAAAUCAACUUUUUGCCGGAAUAUCCCUUUAAAUCUUUGCCCCAGUGUUGCAGCUAAAUGGUUGUUUUUGAAUUAAACCCGCAGACUUUGCCAUUCAUCCGUACAACCUGGUUUACUUUGUCUUAUGUAGUCCUUUUCUGUGUCCAGAUCUCUCUGCAGUAUGAGAGGGAUGGUGAAUGGAGGCACACUUGUGGGGGCUCUCUCAUUGCUGCCAACUGGGUCAUGACUGCUGCUCACUGCAUCAAGUAAGAGCAGCAGAGGAAAAAAAAAUACACAAAAAUACAACCGCCAAUGUGCAGAUCUCCAAGUCAAACACACGCUCAUCACCUGCUGAUUGUGAAGUACAUAUAUGACACCAUACUCUGAGUAAUUCUUACUGUAAACUCCUUAAAAAUAAUGAGUCAUGCUCUCAUUCAGACAUCUAAUCGUGCUUACCCAAACUCUCUGAUCCUGCUGUAUGGAUUUGAUGUUCCUAUUUCCUCUACCCCAGCUCCAAGCUCUCCUACAGGGUGUUUCUGGGAAAACACAACCUGGUAGAGGAGGAGGCUGGCUCCAAGGCUAUCCUGCCUGAGAAGAUUAUCGUUCAUGAGAAAUGGAACCCCAUUUUUGUGGCCUUCGGGUAAGAAAAGCAACUUGGUGCAGCACAAAGAGAAGUGUGAGUGUCCUGCUGUGACAUACAGUAUACAUCAUCAUUAUAGCAUCUGUUCUGGUUCGGCUGAAAAAAGUAGGCUGGGGCUCGUAUUUCCAUCAUUUCAGGUCGGAUCAUUCUUUACCUUUGACACGACUUCUCCAUCUGUACAAACUGUGCAUCAUUUCUCCACGGCCAAUAAAAAGCCAAUAUAAAUAAUCCUAUUACUGUGUUGUUUACCCCUAAGUAAGCAGCUGGACUUUUUCCACAGAGGAAAAUUAGAUAAACUGAAAAAAUACUGUUUCCACUUGUUCUAAUUACCCUGUUUUUUUCCCUCUCUUCUUUUUUUGGCUCUGUUGGAGGGUUUUAAAUUGCUUGUCAGCCCGCUCUUAAGUCUCUUCCUCUCUCUCUUUGUGUCUGCCUUGCAGUAAUGAUAUUGCCAUGAUCAAACUGUCAGAGCCUGUGACUUUGAGUGACCAGGUGCAGCUGGCAUGUAUCCCUGCUGCUGGUACUGUGCUGUCCAACCUGUACCCCUGCUACAUCACCGGCUGGGGCAGACUGUACAGUAGGUUACUCUUUAUAGAAAGCUGAAAUGUGUUUAUUUCUUCCUCUUUUUUUCAGAUUAGCUUCUUUGAAAUGUCAUAAUUCUCUCCUUCAGGGUAUCCGACUGGUUUGUUGUAUCAGAACCUGCUGUGUGUGAAAGCGUGUGAUUGGGGUUACCCAGAGAAACCUACAAAGUUUGGAUGAAAACCCAAUGCAUGUGAUUUUAGCUGAAACUUUUUUUUCAGACAGGGAGGAUUACUCCUAAAUUGAAAAUUUGGGGCUGGACUGUGAAUUCAGCGCUUGGGGAAAUGCUGUGGAGCAGAUUUGACAGACUGCGUGUGUAUGAGCGUGAUGGUAAUAGACUCUGCCUGUGUGUUUUAGCCGGAGGCCCCAUAGCUGAUAAGCUGCAGCAGGCUUUGAUGCCUGUGGCUGACCACGCCACCUGCUCCCAGCCUGACUGGUGGGGCAUCGCUCUCAGGACCACCAUGGUGUGUGCUGGUGGGGAUGGAAUCGUGGGCGGAUGCAAUGUAAGUUUUUACUUAAUGGGCAUUUGUGUUUUCAAAAUCAUAAUUUUCAUCUCAAAUAAUCUGAAAUACUUAGAGAGUUCAUCUUGCAUAAACAUCUUAUUUAACAGAAAAGCAAUAUGAGAUCAAAUGCAAUUAGUGUCUCUAAGUAAAAUGUCCAAAUGGAGCACACCUGCUGUGGAACAUGAAAAUAUAUCCUGUUUCUGAAUGAGGUGAAAAAAUGAUGCUGACUGUGAUUCUCAUAGUUGUGUUUUUCAGUCUGCCAGCACCUUCAGUAUAUGAAUGAAACAUGAGGCCCUCCUUCUCUCUCUCUCUCUCUCUGUCCAGGGUGACUCUGGUGGCCCUCUGAACUGCAAGAACUCAGAAGGAGUCUGGGAGGUCCAUGGCAUCGCCAGCUUUGUCUCCGGACUGGGCUGCAACUUUGUGAAGAAGCCCACUGUCUUCACUAGAGUGUCCGCUUUCAACGACUGGAUUGACCAGGUGAUGGAAACACCAGGAGACACAAAAUAUUAAUAACUAGUUUCCUUUAUUUUGCCAAUGGCUGACCUCUCUUUGUUUCCAGGUUAUGCUGAACAACUAAAGAAGAUGGCAGAAGAAUAAAGACUACAAAGAUCCCUACACUUCUGUUUUAGAGUGUGUUUUUGGAUUAGCUAAACCCAACUCUUCCCACUGAGCAUUUUUUUGGUCUAAAAGAGGUAUAACAGACAUCUAAUGGUAGAAUAGAAGACUGGUGUAAACUCAGGCUACCACAGGUCUAAAAAUGAAAGUUUUUUUUAGCUUUCUAAAUUUAGACCAUGUUUAGACUGUUGGCUAACAGAGGUCUACUCUGUUUAUUGCAGCUAUCCAAAGCUAUCAUAAUUAUUUUGUCUAAGUACUUGGAGGUCAGUUAUGCAACUCACAGCUGCUUUUUGAGAUAAAUAGUUACCGAAUACUGGGUUAAAGUGCAGUGUCUAAAGUCUGUCUAAAAAUAUACAGAAUCUAGACGGUUGAAAAUAGGUCUAAAAAAAACUAGAUGUCUUAAAGCUGUCUAUUGCUCAGUGGGUUGUUAUUGCAGAUAAACUGAUGCUUUCUAAAGGCUAACAGUUAAGACAAUGUCACCAAAUGUCCAGCAGGUGUCCUCAUUCACACAUGAUAGAAAAUUGGUUGUGACUGUUUUCCAAAGCAGGAUGUUGUGCUGUAUAACAAGCCUGAAAAUCAGACCGACAAAUGAGUGUAAUACACAGAAAAAAUACAUGCAAAGGGCAAAAGUGUCGAUAGUUGUACAUUAGAAGAUUAUGCUGAGUGCUUUGUGUGGCCUCAUAAAAUAGAGCCAGGAUAUAAAAUAUGAAUGUAAUAUCCCUGCUUGAAACUGACCCAAUUUGUCCCCCUGCCCUCCCAGCAGGAGGCCUUUAUGAGAACCGUAAUGCUCAUCAGGGGAGUCUGUCUGUGCUCCUGAUAACAGCACUCUGAAAAUGAGGAGGGCUACAAUGGCAAAGUCUAGAUUAACACUCUAGUUUUUUUUCUUCCUCACUGGGAUGAGAUGAGCAUGAGAGAGGGUGGAGAAGGAUGGGACGGGGUAGGGGGGUUGGAAUUAAGAGAGAAAUUAAAUUGCCUCUCACUGCUUUCUUUUUUUAUCUCUGUCCUUCUCCUUUUCUCUCUGUCACAUUUGCAUGGUUCACACACGGACACGCUCACUGAUAAGUUUUGACAGGCUAAUGGAGGUGUGUGAGAGUCUUUACUGACAUCAGAGGCAGUGAUCAGGCAUGACACGUCCUGCAAAUAAGAGUUAUAAUGACUCUGUGUGUGCGGCCCUUUCACUGUGAGCGUGUGUGUCUGUAUAUGAGGAGCAGGCAGAGGGAGAGGCGGGGACACUGUGGUUCUCUCAGGCUAUAUUUGAGUUCAUUUUUCUCAUAUAAUGAAUCACUCUUGUGAAGCAGCUUCCUCUGGAGAAUCAGCCUGUGAUCAGUGAUAACUAUCUCAUCUAAGCUCUCAUGUAGGCCGCAGCCCAAGAGCUGCUCCCUCACUAAUCCAGCAGCCUCAUCCUUUUUUUGGGGGGGAUGAAAAAUUAAAGUUUCCUAAAACAUGACUGAACUCCAUCCAUAAAGAUAAAAAUUCACAUUUUCAGAACAUAUUGUUCAGCACUAAUGAUGCCCUCCCAAAUGUGUAGGCUAUCCAUGCAAUGGGCACUUUUGCCCCUCAAUACCAUCAUGGAUGCUGGUUUUCAGCGUGUGGACUGAUUUCUCUUUAGAGCAAAGGAUGCAAAAUCCACGAUUUCCAAAAAUUAUUUCAGAUGUUGAUUCCCUGAACCAAAGGGCAAUUUUCCACAGCAUCACAACUUGCUCAAGGCAGAGAAGUCACACCUGUUACUGGAUCAAAUGCAUGCUAUAAAUAUGGCUUUCCUUUUGCGCUGAACACUUUUAACCAGCUUGUGGAGAUGAAACUGUUAUUGCAGACCCAAUGCAGUGACUUCCACUACAGAGUCAUGUCUGCUUUAAAUUCAGUCUGAGGGCUGGAAGGUAGCAGCCACUGAAGUAUUUGUUUGGGGCCUUUAUCAGAUUCGGAUCUUUGAAUUUUGUAAAUAGUAUAAUGAUGACAUACUGUUAAUAAAUGAUAUAAAUUUCAUUUCACAGUCUCUCACAGACAGAUAGACCUCUUCUCAUCUUUACUUCUGACACAUUCAGCCUCUCUGGGAUGCCCUGUUAUACUGAGUCAUGUUACAAACAGGAAUCUCUGAAAAUAUGAUGUCUGAUCAUGUCUUGGUACUCCCAAACAAACAAAAUGUUAAACAUAACAGAUUCAAAAUGUUGUACAAUGAAAUGAUAUAAAAACUGCUGUUGUCAAAAACUCUUAAACAGGUUAUUUUGUGAUCUGAUGUUUCAGCACCUAUAAUUUGGAAAUUAUAUUUAAUGCUGUAUCCAGGGGUGAAAGUAGGAUAAGGUUCUUGCAGGUACUGUACCCAUAGGCUUUGUACAAGAGGAGUACAGCCAAGUUUAACGAGGUGCCCACUCUGAUGCCACCUCUCUUUCUCUUGAAUAUAAAAUCAAAUUUUCUCUGAA